AUGCUCUAUGGUUAUAAGUUCGUGGCCAAUGUUCUCCAGCCUCUUCAAGUAGUGGUAUGGGGUGAACUUGCACUAGGGUAUCUUGGUGUACCAACAGUACUCAACGACUACAUGUUUGGAGUCUCAGAUGAGGAGCUUGAUAUGGCUGAACACAAACUUAUCUCGGCAGGCUUCGUUCGUCAAACAUGGUCUUUUUGUUCUACUCGGGAUCCCGAAAACAUGAAAAACCACCCACGUUGGCAACAAUGGUAUGCCAACAAGCGUACAGCUUACCAAAAUUUCGACAGCGUAACCAGAAGAUUUGAUUACCCUGACGAGAGUAGGCACGUUACUCGAACAAUCUUGUUACCAACAAGCUACCUGCGUCUCAGCAUCUCUGAUCCAGGGCAAGCGGGCUACGCCGACCCAACCCCAUCGCUCUCACAGCCGGCGUUUUACAUUGAUGCCAACUUACACUGGCCGAACGUUGUAAUGCUGCUUCAAAGCAUUCUCAUGGUCAUUGAAGAGGAAUCAUAUGCUCCACGACUAGACUUUGUCGGAUUGUUAAAAGCAUGGGCUUUUACAUACUUGGUCAAUGACUUAUCCCUUCGACAUGAUGUUCUCGACUCAUGUAGAGACGCCACAUUGAAAGAGUAUUUUGAUAAGAAGACAAAUCGGGGACAGCCUCAGCCGAUAAGGGAGAAGUGGAAUAAACCUCGACCGUUGAUCACUAACGAAAGGAUCAGGGAGUUUCAAGUAGUACAGAGUUGA
Messenger RNA from Glarea lozoyensis ATCC 20868, 750 nucleotides. RefSeq lists its product as uncharacterized. The transcript has 2 exons. Lineage: Eukaryota; Fungi; Ascomycota; Leotiomycetes; Helotiales; Helotiaceae. The coding region runs from base 1 to 750 and encodes 249 amino acids. The record is from RefSeq and is a predicted model, not a curated record.